Pelobates fuscus (common spadefoot toad) is the source of this 6325-nucleotide messenger RNA. It is a transcript of the gene TRPM6, whose product is annotated as transient receptor potential cation channel subfamily M member 6. Bases 66 to 6101 code for a protein of 2011 amino acids. Gene Ontology annotation, cellular component: apical plasma membrane; plasma membrane. Gene Ontology annotation, molecular function: monoatomic cation channel activity; protein serine/threonine kinase activity; ATP binding. Gene Ontology annotation, biological process: protein phosphorylation; monoatomic cation transmembrane transport; metal ion transport. The transcript is spliced from 39 exons. The record is from RefSeq and is a predicted model, not a curated record. NCBI's taxonomy places the organism in Eukaryota, Metazoa, Chordata, Amphibia, Anura, Pelobatidae.
CUGUGCAGAUCAGUAACAGGUGAUCUGAUACCUGUCCUCACAUCAAGCACUGGAUCCAAGGAGAAAUGAAAGUGCAGCUAAAGUCACAGAAAUCUUGGAUUGAGGGCAUUUUCUACAAAAGAGAAUGUGCAAAGAUCAUACCAGCAUCAAGAGAUCCUCACAGAUGUCAUGGUGGAUGUCAAGUGUGUCACAACCUUAUCAGGUGUUGCUGUGGAAGAUUGAUUGGAGACCACCAUGAUUUAGAUUAUAGUUGGCCAAUUUAUCUUUCACCAAGGGAGUCAGAUAAUGAGGAAUGGUUAGUAGAGGAACAUACGAAAACAAGUCCCACAGAUGCCUUUGGCACCAUCAAUUUCCAAGAUGGUGAUCACACCUAUCAUGCAAAGUACAUAAGAGUAUCAUAUGAUACUAUGCUGGACCAGUUGAUGCAUCUGAUGAUAAAAGAAUGGCAGAUGGAACUUCCUAAACUUGUGAUCUCUGUUCAUGGGGGAAUUCAGAAUUUUAAGCUUCCUUCUAAAGUCAAACAGGUCUUCAGCAAAGGCUUGGUAAAGGCUGCAGAGACUACAGGGGCAUGGAUCAUUACAGAAGGCAUUAAUACCGGAGUCUCGAAACAUGUGGGGAAUGCUCUGAAAGGCCAUGCAUCUCAGCAUCUACGAAAGAUUUAUGCCAUUGGAAUUCCACCAUGGGGUGUUAUUGAGAACCAAAAGGAUUUGGUUGGCAAAGAUGUUGUGUGUCUCUACCAGACAUUGGGUAACCCACUCAGUAAGUUGACAAGCCUGAACAGCAUGCACUCCCAUUUCCUCCUGGCAGAUGAUGGCACAGUGGGAAAGUAUGGUAAUGAAAUGAAACUGAGGAGGAAUUUGGAAGUGUUCAUAUCACAACAGAAAAUACACACAAGAAUGGGUCAAGGAGUCCCAGUGGUAGGACUGAUCGUAGAAGGAGGUCCAAAUGUGAUCCUGAUGGUCUGGGAGUAUGUCAAAAGCACCCCACCAGUGCCUGUUGUUGUUUGUGAAGGAACAGGAAGAGCAGCUGACAUUUUGGCAUUUGCUCAUAAGCAUACAGCAGAUAAAAGGGAGAUCCGCCCACAACUAAAGGAGGAAAUCUUGCAAAUGAUUCAGAAAACCUUUAAUCUUGGACAUAAACAUUCUAACCAUGUGUUUUAUACGUUGAUGGAAUGUAUGGAGCACCGUGAAUCUAUAACAAUAUUUGAUGCAGAGUCUGAAGAACAGCAUGAUAUUGAUGUGGCGAUUUUGACUGCUCUAUUAAAAGGAACUAAUAUGUCUGCUCCAGAUCAGCUAAGUUUGGUGUUAGCAUGGAAUCGAGUGGAUAUUGCAAAAAAACACAUACUUGUGUAUGGACAGCACUGGAAGGUUGGAUCUUUGGAGCAAGCAAUGCAAGAUGCUUUAAUCAUGGAUCGUGUGGAUUUUGUGAAGCUCUUGAUUGAAUAUGGAGUAAAUAUGCAUCGAUUUUUGACCAUUAGUCGCUUAGAAGAACUUUACAAUACUAAGCAAGGACCAACUAAUCUACUCCUGCACCAUCUUGUCAGGGAUGUGAAACAGAGUAACCUCUCUCCGGACUAUAAAAUGUCACUAAUCGAUGUGGGUAUGGUAAUUGAAUCCUUAAUUGGAGGAGCUUAUCGAAGCAGCUAUACGAGGAAGAAUUUCCGUGCGCUAUACAAUAACCUUUACAGAAAGAACAAGAGAGCUACUCCAACAUCUUCAAACAGCUUAGCUCAGAAUUUGUCUCAUCUUUCCAUGAACCAGAACAGUCAGAUGAACAGCAAGCUCCCAUCACCGGAGAAUACCUUACAUUCUCAGUUCUUCCGUACAGCCCAGCCUUAUAAACGCAAGGAGAAGACAACAUGUGUUCAAAAAUCAAAGAAGAAGAACAAAGAUGAAGUUGCUGCCACCAUUGAGGAAAAUGAGUCUGUUGGCUUUAUCUAUCCUUACAAUGAUCUCCUAGUGUGGGCGGUAUUGAUGAAAAGGCAGAAGAUGGCCAUGUUUUUCUGGCAACAUGGAGAAGAAGCCAUGGUGAAAGCUGUAAUUGCGUGUAAACUGUAUCGUGCAAUGGGUCAUGAAGCAAAGCAAAGCAAUAUGGUGGAUGACACUUCAGAGGAACUAAAGAAGUAUUCUAAAGAGUUUGGUAAACUUGCUUUGGAUCUCCUGGAGAAUGCUUUCAAGCUGAACGAGCAAAUGGCCAUGAAACUGUUAACCUAUCAACUAAGCAAUUGGAGCAAUUCAACAUGCCUAAAACUAGCUGUGUCCUCAGCUUUACGGCCUUUUGUUUCGCAUACCUGCACACAGAUGUUACUGACAGACAUGUGGAUGGGGUGUCUGAAGAUGCGAAAAAAUUCCUGGCUCAAGGUUAUUCUGGGAAUUCUGCUGCCUCCGUUCAUCUUCAUGUUGGAAUUUAAGAGUAAAGCAGAGAUGUCUCAUGUGCCUCAAUCACAGGACUUCUAUCAAUUUACUCGACACUAUGUUGACCCGUCACCUCCAAUCACCAAAGCAGACCAGGCUGCAAAUUUUGAUGCAGAAAAAGGGGAGAGGAAAUCAAAUGAUGAUAAAAGCUUUUCCAUUAAUGAUCAAGGCAACCUUUCACUCACCAGGAAAAUCUCAGAAUUCUACAGUGCCCCUAUUGUCAAAUUCUGGUUCCAUACUAUGGCAUACUUGGUGUUUCUCAUGCUAUUCACAUACGUUGUCUUGGUAAAGAUGGAGCCAAGGCCCAGUGCUCUAGAGUGGGUGGUUAUCAUAUACAUGUUUACUAAUGCUAUUGAGAAAGUCAGGGAGAUAUUUAUGUCGGAGCCUGGAAAGUUCAGCCAAAAAAUCAAGGUGUGGAUAAGUGAAUACUGGAAUGUGACAGAUACUAUAGCCAUCAUCCUAUUUGUGGCAGGCUUUGGUUUGCGCUGGGCUGACCCUCCACUCCAAACAGCAGGCAGGCUCAUUUACUGUCUGGACAUAAUAUUUUGGUAUACACGCCUUCUCGAUUUCUUUGCAGUAAACCAGCAUGCCGGUCCAUACAUUACUAUGAUUGGAAAGAUGACAUCAAAUAUGUUUGGAAUAGUUGUUAUUAUGGCUAUUGUGAUAUUGGCAUUUGGAGUAGCUCGGAAAGCAAUUCUUUCUCCAAAUGAAUCUCCUUCAUGGACACUAGCUCGUGAUAUUGUGUUCCAACCAUACUGGAUGAUGUUUGGUGAAGUCUAUGCCUCAGAAAUAGAUGAUUGUGAAGAAAAUCCAGAUUGUCCUCCUGGUUCAUUCAUCACCCCAUUCCUUCAAGCUGUCUACCUCUUCAUUCAGUACAUCAUCAUGGUGAACCUGCUGAUUUCUCUCUUUAAUAAUGUGUACAUAGCGAUGAAAUCCAUCUCGCACAAGCUAUGGAAAUACAAUCGAUACCGCUACAUUAUGACAUAUUAUGAGAAGCCAUGGUUGCCACCACCUUUAAUAUUACUGAGCCACAUAUUCCUACUUAUCGAUAGCCUGUGUCACAAACAGUCAGUCAGUGAGUCUGAUCAGGAUGAAGGAGAUGCUGGAUUGAAACUUUACCUGAGCGAUGAUGAGUUACGAAAACUACAUGACUUUGAGGAGAAAUGUGUGGAGACAUAUUUUCAUGAAAAAAAUGAAAGCCUACAUUCCAGUGAUAGCGAAAGGAUACGCACAACAACCCAAAAAACUGAAGAGAUGUUUAUGCAACUUAAAGAACUCAAUGAGAAAGUGUUCUACAUCAAAGACUCUUUGAUUUCCUUGGACAGUCAAUUAGGACACCUACAGGACCUCUCAGCCUUGACUGUGGACACUUUGAAAGUGAUCUCAGCUGUGGACACUUUGCAAGUGGAAGAGGCUCUUAUGAAAGACCAAAGAAGCAUAUCGAGCAAAACAGUUCCACAUAGUUGGAGUAAUGUUACAUAUUCAAAGAACAACAGAGAGUAUAACUACUACAGCAUGCCACCUUCACUUUUAAGAACAUUGGCAAAGAAUCAGUGGCCUUCAAGCCAAGCAUGUACAAAUUUAGAACAUGGCAGAGCAGAAAAGCUGGAGUCGGAAAGUGAUACUGUUACUUCAGGGGUUUCAUCGGAAAGCAAAUCAACUCCUCGGUAUGGAAAUUUCCUACUUGUUCCUUCAAGUCCAGUGAGUUCACCUUGUUUUGAGGACCUAAACUUUGAACUACCCAGUACAAAUGAGAUUGAAAAAGAUGGAUCAGUUUUAAUGGAAGUGGCAAACAAAGAAAUUAGUUGUGCGAUACUAACUGAAAAAUGUUCAGAUGACCAUCCCCAAAAAGCCACACACAGCAGUCAAGAGACAAAUUACAUAGAUCCUCCUCCUGCAAAUACUGAUAAAAAUGAAACACAACAUGUUGAAGAAAAUGAGAUUAUCUCUCAUGAACUGUCAAAUGUCCCCACAGUUAUGACAGUACCAGACUGUAAUAGCAAUGAACCUGAGUGUGGUUAUGUGAAUUAUGCAUUUUCAGAAGAUGGAGAAAAUGACGUGUUUACAAGUGGAAAGAGUCAAGAACUUUGCACAGAUUCCAAACAUGGCAACAUUUGCAAAUGUUUUCACAACAGUCAAAAAAGGGUCCAGAUCAAUGAAUCAAAAUUAUCUGAAAAAUAUCAAAAUAGUGAUGACAGCUCAGAAUCUAGUUCAUAUCACCAACCAAGCACCUCAUUUUGGAUUAACCCUCUUUACAGGAACUGGAAUUUUCGUAUAGGAAGUUUUAAGGCUCGCAAAGAUAAGAAAGAUGCAAAAACAAUAAAAGAAUUUGCAAAACCUGAAAUCAAUCAAAUGACAUGGGCCAAAGAGAAAAUUUGUAGCACUUUUCGAAAGUCCUCAAAAUACAAGGAAAAACAUAUGCAGCUUCAAGUCCCGGUGAUUACAGUUGAUGGUUGCUCUCAGAGUACUCAGAUGAGCUCCGAACCAGCAGAAUGCAGCAGCUGCCCAUAUGAUGAGGAAGAAUCUAGCAAGAACAGGCUGACUGUAUCCAAUUUCAAUCAGCUAAGCCUGGAACACAUGAGUUAUGUACGAAAGCAAUUGAAAAACCAAGAAAUUGAAAGACACUUGGUUCAAACUAGUGAAUAUUUGAGGCAGUCCCAAGAGGAUCUGUACAACAGCACAACUCAACUGAGAAGGAGUUCUGUAUUCAGAAAUUCAGACACUGUGAAAAAAAUGUCUGCUUCAUUGAAAGCCUCUCAAGAUUUAAACAAUCAUUAUUCAGCUGUUGAAAGGAAUAAUUUAAUGAGGCUUGCACAGACCAUACCUUUUACACCUGUGCAUCUCUUCGCUGGCGAAGAAGUCACUGUGUAUCGCCUAGAAGAGAGUUCCCCUGCAAAUCUGGAUAAAAGUAUGUCUUCAUGGUCACAGAGAGGAAUGGCAGCCAUGCUUCAGGUUCUGUCUCCGGAAGAAAUGGAUGGGGGUCUCCGUAGAGCACUGAAAGUAGUCUGCAUGUGGUCGGAAUAUGAUGUUCUUGAUCCUGGAGAGGUCUUUAUUGUAAAAUCUUUCCUUCCUGAAGUGGUUCAGACAUGGCAGAAGAUUUUCCGUGGGGACACUGUAUUACAUCUUUGCCUCAGGGAAAUUCAGCAACAACGAGCUGCUCAGAAGCUGAUUUAUACCUUCAAUCAAGUGAAACCAAACAGUAUUCCUUACAAUCUAAGGUUUCUGGAAGUAUUCCUAAUCUAUUGCCAUUCUGCAAACCAGUGGCUUACCAUAGAGAAGUAUAUGACUGGGGAAUUUCGCAAGUACAACAACAACAAUGGAGAUGAAAUCACCCCAACCACUCUACUUGAGGAAACCCUGCUGUCCUUUUCUCACUGGACAUAUGAAUACACUCGGGGGGAACUACUUGUUCUGGACUUGCAAGGUGUUGGAGAGAAUCUUACGGAUCCAUCUGUUAUUAAACCAGAAGACAAGCAGUCAAGAGGCAUGGUCUUUGGCCCAGCUAAUUUAGGUGAAGAUGCACUUACAAACUAUGUUUCAAAACACCAGUGCAACUCCUGUUGCAGGAAACUUAAACUUCCUGAUUUAAAAAGAAAUGACUACUCACCUGGGAGGAUCAAUCUAGGGUUUGAAACUGGUGAAGCAGAUACAGACGAAGACCUUUUGGAAUAUAAUACAAGAUUGUAACACAACAUUGCAGUUGAAGUGGGAAAUAAGUACUAAAUCGAACACAAUAGCAUACACCAUGGUCCGCAUUUUACUUGGCUACCCCUGUGAACAGGAGGAAGUAAAAUAAUUCAUGGAACAUUGUUCAAAAGAAGCACCUUGGCAAAUUCUUGCCUGUUCUUACAGUUCUCUUUAUUGACCAGUUCCCCGCUUUCUUUACCUACUCAGAACCAUUCAUUACUCGU